AUGGCUCCUGCAUCCGUGCUGGAUCUCUUUGGCCUCUUGCAAAGUAGCACAUCUCAACUUCACCACAGUUUGAGUGUUCAUCUCACUGUACCAUCCGCUUCAGAGUUAACAUCAUCGAUAAAUCAAGUGACGACCUUGACGUCUAGUACUCUGCGCUCAACCUUCACAAGCAGUCGCAGUAAUACUGAAUCUAAUACCCUCUCUAAACCGAACAUUAUCGCUAUCGAGUGGCCCGCUCAAAUUCUGGCAAUAGAUGAGAUCGUUUUACUUAUCAUUUCGUAUCUAGAUGGUGAGUCGCUCUCGCGUGUUCAAGGCGUGAGUAAAGCUUGGCGAGAAUUCAUUCAGCAGCAUCUUGAGUGUCUUUAUCAAGUUUUGAUCUACGAACGCCAAGUUUUCCAUACCGUCAUUACCUCCAGGUCGGCUUUCCUAUCGUAUCUCUUUUCAAAGCGACACGAACUUGAUCAAGAGUUAGCGCACACACACGCUGUACAAUCAAAGUAUCAGGCAUUGGAACAAUACUGUACCUCGACUGAAGAUCAUGGUUUUGUCGCCAUGUUUUGCGAUAUUAUCGAGUUUACGAAUCCCAAAAUUGCUCGAUUUGUGGCUUUGAAACGCCAGAGUGCAUUGAGCAUGGUACUUGCUGCGACUCCAACGCACGUGAUGAAAUUUCGGAAACAAUCCAAAUUUGUAGGUCCAAUUACUUUUGUACCCGUUGAUAAUCCACUCUGGCCUGUAUUUACGCUCUCGCCUGUGACUGCACGAGGAUUCUUGGGUUACGCCUUUGAUCACGUCAGAGUAGUUCAUGGCUAUGAAGCUCUCAAGGAUACAGUCAUCAAGUCGAUACUUAAAGACCUUAUGAUCUUUGACACUAUGGAACACAUUGCAGCAUACGAACGAAGGAUUGGCUACGCACCUUAUGCCACAAGUCUUGAUUAUGAUGCUGAGAUGCCAGAUGUGGGCCGUCAUCUCAUCUUCUCUUCUUCAUUGCGUCGACAACUUGAAAAGUAUCCAGUAGCAGAACGAAUUGGCCGCCUUUAUGUCCGUAUCAAAGCCGUGGACAAUUGCAUCGCGACAACUUUGGCCAACCUUUAA
Molecule: messenger RNA, 1092 nt
Organism: Plasmopara halstedii
Lineage: Eukaryota; Oomycota; Peronosporomycetes; Peronosporales; Peronosporaceae
Product: F-box domain
Exons: 1
Coding region: 1-1092 (363 amino acids)
Molecular function (GO): protein binding
Source: RefSeq, a predicted model, not a curated record